AGUUCUCUUUUCCCUAACAGGCACGGUCACCACAAAGUUGUUUGAUAUGGAAGCUUUCAAGGCGACGAACAAACAGAUGCUCUCAGGUUCGGCCAUCUAUCAGAAGCUUACAGAUGCAUAUGAGGAUUCUUCCUUAAAAAUUGUCCCUGGGAAUGUCGAAGCACCGAAAGUGUCUGGCCUUACAAGCAGCCAAGCACCUCCAUCUUCCAACGUGACUCCUAAACUGAGUCCACGUAACAGGAAGCGUAAGGCUCUGGAAAGCGCCAAAUUUCAUAUUGAACGUAAGGUGCUACGACGUCGUGCCCAAGGACCAAUCGAGUACAAAGAGUCCCAAAGCAGCCAGGAGGAGAUCGCAGGAGCAGCAGAGCACAUAAAGCAGGAACCACCUGUUGUGAAAGGGCAACACAUAAAGACGGAAAGCGUAGAUCCCGCAGCGACUCGUCCAGUAGCAGCAGAACACAUAAAGCAGGAACCUCCUGUUGUAAGAAGGAAAGCGUAG
Molecule: messenger RNA, 499 nt
Organism: Drosophila miranda
Lineage: Eukaryota; Metazoa; Arthropoda; Insecta; Diptera; Drosophilidae
Exons: 2
Coding region: 47-499 (150 amino acids)
Source: RefSeq, a predicted model, not a curated record